Messenger RNA from Colletotrichum abscissum, 534 nucleotides. RefSeq lists its product as uncharacterized. The coding region runs from base 1 to 534 and encodes 177 amino acids. The transcript has a single exon. NCBI's taxonomy places the organism in Eukaryota, Fungi, Ascomycota, Sordariomycetes, Glomerellales, Glomerellaceae. The record is from RefSeq and is a predicted model, not a curated record.
AUGGCUGCUGCAAAACUCCUGAAAGCUCCUAAUGUGUUCGCCACGUUCAUCCGGGGCGGCACUAGCAAAGCACUCUUUUUCCAUGCAAAGGACCUUCCCAAACCAGGGACAGCCAGAGAUAAGUUUCUCUUACGUGUCAUGGGAUCGCCUGAUCCCGGCCAAAUUGACGGAAUGGGCGGCGGACGCAUCGUAACCUCAAAAGUUGCCAUCGUCCAGCCUUCGGAAAGACCUGAUGCAGACGUUGACUACACAUUUGCUCAAGUCGGUCUCGAUGAAGCAACCGUCUCAUACGGUGCUAAUUGUGGGAAUAUUUCGGCUGGUGUUGGUCCUUUCGCAAUCAAUGAGGGACUCUUAAGAACAGACAAUUGGCAGGAUCGCAAGAGAGUGGUCAAAAUCUACAACACUGGGACAGGCGCAAUUUUGAUUGCCCAUGUUCCGAUUGAUGCUUCAAAUGGGCGAGCAUUAGAGACGGGUGACUAUUCAAUAUCUGGAUGCCCCGGGACCGGUGCUCCUAUUUUAAUGGAUUAUUCAUAG